AUGAAAAAUGAGAGUGUGGACGUAGAACACAGACCUCUAGGUCGAGUUGGUGGUGCGCUCUUCUGCUUUCUGAUCUUCAUAACUUCAUUUUAUGGUGCAAUAUUUCUACUUGGCCCAUGUUUUGCGUUAAUUUAUAUUUGGCCCUGGUUGUACAGAAGAGUUGUUGAUCGGAUUGUUGCGUUUUGGCUAAUUUUUCCCAUUGCCUUGCUCGAAAAGGUCUUUCGUGUCCAGUUUUUUGUCAAAGGCGAUGGGUUCAACUACAUGGAACGAACUGUCAUCAUUCUCAAUCAUCGAACUCGUGUGGAUUGGAUGCUCUUUUGGCCCUGUCUGUUUCACUGUGCCCGAUUGCGAAAGUUGAAGAUCGUUCUAAAGUCCGACUUGAAGUACAUCCCUGGCCCAGGAUGGGCGAUGCAGGCGGCGGGUUUUAUUUUCCUUGACCGAAAGUGGGAAAGAGAUCGACCACAUGUUGAAGAUUUACUUCAUUACUUCAAUGAUCCGGACAUCAACGAGCCACUUAUUUUGCUUAUGUUUCCUGAAGGAACUGACUUGACAGAGAACACGAAGUCAAGGAGUGACAAGUUCGCUGAUAAGCAAGGACUUCCAAAGUACGAUUACGUUCUUCAUCCAAGAACUACUGGGUUCACGCACUUGGUAAAACAGCUGACGGAAGCUAAUGCCAUCGAUUCUAUUCAUGAUAUCACUGUUGGAUAUCCAGCCGGGUUGAUAAGAGAUGAAAACGACCUUAUCGACGGCAAAAUGCCUAAAGAAGUCCAUUUCUCUAUCACGCGUCAUCCGGUCGACACUCUGCCAACAUCGGACCAGGAUCAAAUGUCCACUUGGCUCAACGAAAAAUGGCGAUUGAAAGAAGAGAAACUAAAAAAAUUUUACACAGUCGAUCGAAAAUUCAACGAUACUCGCCAACCGUACUGGGAUAAAAGGACGAUUAGCAUUUGGAUCGCUCUUGUUUUCUGGCCCUCUUUCACUGUUGUUUGCUCUUAUGGCCUCAUUGUGAGCCAUAUGCUCAAGUGGUACGGACUCGGCUCCAUUGUCUUCUAUAUAUUCGCUCUCAGAGCAAACGGGGGUGUAGAAAAGCUAGAGAUGGCCGUUUUCCAAGCUCUUCAUCACAAAAAUCCGAAAGAAGAUUAA
Molecule: messenger RNA, 1146 nt
Organism: Oikopleura dioica
Lineage: Eukaryota; Metazoa; Chordata; Appendicularia; Copelata; Oikopleuridae
Source: the annotation of a GenBank genome assembly